AUGCUACACCCUGAACGAUCUUGCCGCCCUUCAGCCGAAGAACUAGAGUUGAUUUGGUCAUCGAUGUCCUCUUUAGGCAAACCCAGCACUUGCAAUUGCGUUGGAAACGUGAAUUUAAUGGAACCAGACGAAUUAAGAUAUGCGUGCAGAUGGGGGUCAGAAGGCGAUGUUGGACGCUUGCUCGAUAUUGGUAUGGACCCGAAUACCAUGGGCGCGAUCCACCAUGCAGCUGAACGUGGCUCAAAGGCUAUUGUGCAAGCUUUGUUGAAUGGAAAUGCCAACGUGGACACUACUAACCCAGUUGGGCAAACGGCACUCCACUGUGCUUCUCGAAAUGGUUUCGAUGGUGUAGUUGAACUCUUGUUGGAGAAUCAAGCCAGUGUUAAUGCUGAGGACGAAAAUGGCCAGACUGCACUCCAUGCAGCCGCAGCACAAGGUUACGUGAACAUCGUCAAUAUUCUACUAGAGGCAGGCGCAGACACGUAUUUGGAGGAUCUGGACGGAGACACAGCCAUCCAUUUUGCAGAUAGAAGUCAUCAUGCUGACAUAGUAGAGUUGUUGGAGAAUUAUACACAUCAGGCCAUAUAG
This is a messenger RNA of Penicillium waksmanii, 588 nucleotides long. Its product is annotated as ankyrin repeat domain-containing protein. Gene Ontology annotation, molecular function: protein binding. The record is from RefSeq and is a predicted model, not a curated record. Lineage: Eukaryota; Fungi; Ascomycota; Eurotiomycetes; Eurotiales; Aspergillaceae. The coding region runs from base 1 to 588 and encodes 195 amino acids. The transcript has a single exon.